This is a messenger RNA of Salarias fasciatus (jewelled blenny), 3150 nucleotides long. Its product is annotated as transmembrane protein 266-like. The coding region runs from base 491 to 2137 and encodes 548 amino acids. The transcript has 11 exons. The record is from RefSeq and is a predicted model, not a curated record. Lineage: Eukaryota; Metazoa; Chordata; Actinopteri; Blenniiformes; Blenniidae. Gene Ontology annotation, molecular function: voltage-gated channel activity. Gene Ontology annotation, cellular component: dendrite; plasma membrane.
AGCUCUUGAAGGGCCGUUAUUUCAUCGCUCCGACAAGACUUGAGAGCUAACAAUGAUCUUGCCGGCUGACGAUGCUUCUUGCAUUUGAGCUCCAGCCCCUCUUUUGGUUUUGCACUGAAAUCCGAAGCGCGCGGCUGGGAGCGGCAGAAGCUACAGGCUCAGCGGCAGCGGCAGCGGCGGCGGUGGUGGUGGUAGUGUUGGUGUUGGUGUUGGUGCUUAUCCAACGCAAAAGUGCUAAGGAUAGCUGCAGCCUACACACACUGCGAGCCCGCUGCUGCUUCACUCACUCUGAUCACCGCCGAGGGAGACAUCACUAUCAGCGCCGGGGCAGCGGGACGCGCAAUUACCCGUCAACGAUGUAAAUCUCGCACAGGUCAGGCAUGAACGCAGCUUCUCUCAGGUGGGAAGCUGAACUGCAGCACUAAAACAGACAGAAGUGAGUGGAAACCUUGUGACUGCCACAUCUCUUCCCUCUCCAUCAUCCAGCACCAUGGCUAAUGCUGAGGAAGUGGAGCCGGCGGGCCUGUCGGACUUGGAGAUCAUCUCCCAGCCGGUGGAGGAUGAGAACCAGUGCUUGGCUCCUCCGGUCCAGCUGGUGAGUUUUGGCUACAGGGAUCUGCCCCUCGCGGCUCUGGACCUCUCGCUGGCCGGAUCUCAGCUGCUCUCCAACGCCGACGAAGACGAAAACAGAGAAGGGUCCAACUGGCUGAAGCCGUGCUGCGGGCGCCGGGUGGCCCUGUGGCAGGUCUGUCUGCUCAGCGCGGGAUUCAACUGUAUCCUGGUGGCCUGCGUCAUUCUAGUGGUGCUUUUUCUGUCCUUGGAGCUGCUGAUAGACACCAAACUCUUGCAGUUUUCCAAUGCGUUCCAAUUCGCCAGCAUCAUCCACUGGAUCAGCCUUAUCAUCCUGUCACUCUUCUUUUCAGAGACUGUUUUCAGAAUUGUAGUUCUCGGGAUCUGGGACUACAUAGAAAACAAAGUUGAGGUGUUUGAUGGCGCUGUAAUCGUGCUGUCCCUGGCCCCCAUGGUGGCCUCCACGGUAGCCAACGGGCCCAGCAGCCCCUGGGACGCCAUCAGCCUCAUCAUCACCCUACGCAUCUGGAGGGUCAAGAGGAUAAUUGACGCGUAUGUGCUCCAAGUCAAAGUGGAGAUGGAACUGGAGAUCCAGCAGUGUGAGAAAACAAAGGCGGUGAGGGAGGAGCAGCUGGAACGUCUCACUCAGAUCUGUCAGGAACAGGCCUUUGAGAUCAGGCAGCUGAGGGCACAUCUGGCCCAGCAGGACCUGGACCUCGCGGCAGAGCGAGAAGCAGCCAUGCAGAUCCAUCACGUCUGGGGCAAACAGGGCAGGAGUUUUCAGGUCGUGGAGGGUUUGACUCCGGGGGAGUCCGACGACGAGGGCGGUCAGAGAAACCCCAGGGAGCCACACACCACGACAGAUCCAGUGGUGCGAGAUGACAUGAACAAUUACAUCAGCCAAUAUUACAGCGAAGCAAGCAGUGAUCCUGGAGCUUCUGGCAUGGGUCCCCGGGUCAUCACCACAGCGGCCAUCGACGUCCACCUCCCCACCAGUACGAACCCCAUCCAGUCUAACCCAAUGCUCGCCAUGGAGCGGGUGGGCAGCGCCGUGAGUGACGCCUCCACAAGCAUAUCCCGCUCCAGCGGCAGCCUGACGGCCCGCCCUCUCAGCCUGAGUAGCCACACCCCGGGGUCCUCCAUGACGGACUGCAGCAGCAGUGCAGCUCAGGAGCUCAGCCUGAGCUACAGCUCCCAUCGCUGCUGCCCCCCUUCUUUCUCAGGACAGGAGCCCUGCAGGGACCCCAGCAUGGUGGUGCAGGAGCUGCUCUCCUCCCUCUCCGAGGACUCCUGCCUUGCCCAAAAGGGUCUGUCGGUGGACCCCGUCAACCUUAAGCUUCCAAGUCCCACUGGUUCAGAAAACGCCAGCCCUGAGCUGGACAACAGAAUAAACAUCUUUAACCGCAGGAACCAGGAGGAGCGGCGAGGCCGGGGCCGGGGCUGCGUGCUGCUGCAGACCAAGCCGCUCAUCCACCUGCAGGGCAGCGCGACGGAGCCGUCACUGGAGGAGAAGUACCGGCUACUCGGACCCUCUGACUCACCGCUGGGUCACAUGUCUGAUACAUAAGCUACAUUUACACAGGAACAGCAGCUUUUAGUCUGUUUCUGUCGGCAUUUUCUGAACUCCUGUUGAGCCUCAUAAGAGGAAACAAUUAAGACUAAAAGUUGGGAUUUUGAAAUUUUUUUUUUCUUUGCUGUGUAAAUCCAAUCUUAGCCAAUUCAGAGUGAGCUUGAGCCUUAGCUUCCAGCUAACAUUAACGCUUCGCCACUUGAUGAAUUCGAACGCCAACAUCUCAAAUGACAAUGAGGACUUUUAGGCCCUUGCCACAAUUGUUCACACUCCCCUGUUGUCCCCAACUGGAUUUUUGGGAUCAGAAAAUCCCGGAUAUAGCACAACAAAGACAAUACCAUCCCAGCAAGGAUGCGUCUCCAAUGUGUUCUUGGACACAUUCUUUAUCAGGAAUUUUCACUUUGGAUGGGUCCUAAAUGCACUGAACUUUACAAGAAUCAAAACCAGCAACGGACCAUUCAAGCCUAUACUGAACAAACAGAAACGCUGAACAGUGCUGCAAUCCUCGACACUGUUCUCGCCAAUGUCAAGCAGUUUAAGGAGUGUUUUCUAUUGCAUUUUGUUGUUAAUUUUUGUUUUCAUUUGUAUUUUCAAUUUUAAACCUUAACCAUGCUGUUCUUUGUUCAGACAGCCACAGGGUACAGAAGACUGGCUUAACUAUUACAACAGCCAAUUUUUUUACCUUUGCCUUUUUUGUCACCAAUUUGAUUUGAAUCUGUCAUCGAAAACUGAUUGAAUAGCAUUUUUUUUGUUUUUGGAAUUCUAUUCGUAGGGUAUAUUUGUGUGGUUUAAAUGAAAAGGCAAAUGACUGGACUCUUCACGUGAAUACCGGAGUGGAGUGCUUGUAGCAUGAACCUUUAAAAGAAAUGUGCCAUAAAUGGCGAGCAAAUUCUUUGCACUUUAAUGUUUACAGACACUUUUGUAAACUUGAUAUUGGAGGAAGUUAUUGCCAAAUGCAGGUGUUGUCAUUUGAAUGAAAAUAGCAAAAAUAAAAGUUAGUAUUUCCUUAA